Messenger RNA from Lotus japonicus, 893 nucleotides. RefSeq names its product protein RALF-like 34. The record is from RefSeq and is a predicted model, not a curated record. Lineage: Eukaryota; Viridiplantae; Streptophyta; Magnoliopsida; Fabales; Fabaceae. The transcript has a single exon. The coding region runs from base 162 to 545 and encodes 127 amino acids.
GAGAGCCUCGCAUUGAUGAGACACAGCUGUAAACUAGUAAUAACCAGGUCCCAGCUUUGGCGCUAACACCAUGUGACUCCCUCUCUCCUCUGUCUCUCAAACUCAAAACCAACACACCACACACACACACCCUUGUGUUGUGACUUCACUUCUUCACUCUCAUGGCUUCUUCUUCUUCUCUUCUUCUCAGCCUAACCCUAACUCUCUCCCUCUUGCUCUUGGCUGUGGAUGCUCAGAUCGAUGAGACGAGCUUGAAGCUGAUGUCAGAUGCUGCUCUGGAGUGGCCACCAGCAACAAUGUCGCUGUACGACAAUGAUGAGGAGGAGGAGGAUGGUGAACAAGACAUGGAGAACGGUUUCAGCCGGAGAUCUCUUUUCUGGCGGAGGGUCAAGUACUACAUUUCCUACGGCGCUCUCUCCGCCAACAGGAUCCCCUGCCCUCCGCGUUCUGGUAGAUCUUACUACACUCAUGACUGCUACAAGGCUAGAGGCCCUGUCCACCCUUACUCUAGGGGAUGCUCUAUCAUCACACGCUGCAGGAGGUAGAGAGUGUGUGUGAGAGAGAGAGAGAGAGGUCGGCAUUUUUUUCUUUCUGUUAGAUUCUACUCUCAGAUCCAGAAUAAAAUUCACGAUUUGGGUAAGUUCAUGUUCUCUGGAAGUAAUUUUAUUGAAUUGAAGUAUUCUUAGUUGUUGUGAGUUGGGUUAGCAGUGUGUGUUGUUUCAGUGACGAGUGGGAUCUUUGGUGGCAUCUUCUUGAUGCAGAAAUGAAUGAAUGUGCUUUCAUUUAUUUGUUAGCUACUUCAUAUUUAUUUGUUUGUAUAAACCCAAAAAUGUAAUCAGAAUUAGUAUUAUUAUUGCAACUCUAGCUAAGUGGAAAUGUGCUUAAUUAUUAUA